GGGCAGAGCUGUCUGAUUGUUAUUUAAUGCUGGGGAGGAAACCAGACGCAGUUCUAAUUAAAAAAAGAAAAAUAGGCAGGAGAAAGCGGAAAGGAUAGAGGAGGUAAAACCCCGAAUUACCGAGGUGGUUACCGGCCGGGAAAACAAUUGCAAGUGGGGCGGUCGUUGGACUCCGGCCCCCUCCCCAACCUGAGGCCCUCGGGUUAAUCGGAUUAGAAUCUAGAUGUCCUUUGAUCUCCGCCGUCCUGCCCGGCAAUAAAGAAGGACAAGGAUUUAAAUGUCUGUCUUCUGUCAGCCAUGAGCCUGUCCCCAAGAUGAACAGGAAUAAAAGACCUCCCGAGCCCAAGGGUCGGGGAGCGGCGAAGGCCCGACAGUUUGGAUUGCUGGUAGACCUCUCACCAGACAGUAUGAUGAUGGAUAUGAAUGGUGAUGAGAAUGAUGCUGAUUUGGAAGCUGAACUGGCAGCGAUUACUGGAGAAAAGCCAACUAACAGAGGAAAACCAAAAGGAAAAGCCCCACUCCCAAUGGAAGUUAUUGAGAGAAUGGCUGCUCUGUGCAUGAAGGACCUUGAUGAAGAAGCCGUUGAUGACGAUAUGGAUGAUGAUGAUGCAGACUUGAUGGCUGAAUUGAAUGAAGUGCUGGAGGACGAUAGACAGAACGCGAAUGUACCACCCCCUGUAGAAAGUAAACCUGCUGCUGACUAUAUUCCACAGUCCAAUACAGCACCUGUAAUCACGGAUGGACUGGAAGGCACUCUGGCAGAGAGGAUUGACAUGUACAGAUCUGUGAUCGAGACUGCCAAACAGUCUGGCGAGAGCUCCAAAAUUCGGCGAUAUGAACGUGGCCUUAAGACUUUACAAUCCAUGCUUACAUCUGUGAAGAAGGGAAGGCAGAUUAAUGAAGAGGACAUCCCACCCCCUGUGGCUUCCGGAAAGAGCAGUAAUACCACAAAAGCCCCAGCCACCUCCGGGACCUCAACAUCUUUAACUGAAAGCAAUUCUGUCUUACCUGACCUGACUGUGCCCAGAGAGGAUCCAUUGCCAGCAGCACAGCCUGCACCACCUCCCUUAUUACCCAAACCAAAGAUGUCUGUACCCACGGUUGCACCACCUCCACCAGUCAAAAGACCAAACACACUGGUGGAAGUGCCACUGCCUGCCAAAAUGGAGGCACCUACCCCAGUGGCCAAUAACAAAGCAGUAUCAAUCAAUUCAAGCAUGAAGGGCACCGUAAUGAGCAGACAGAGAGAAUACAAACUGGCAGCGCUGCAAGCUAAACGCAGUGGGGACACUGAGCUUGCAACAAAAUACUACCGAAUAAGUAAGAAAUUUGACCCUGUUCUUGAGGCACUGGAUAGAGGAGAGAGCGUGGACUUCAGUGGCCUGCCACCCCCUUUCGAUCCUUUACCAAAGGACCAACCAUCAAUCCCCCCAUCUCAUCCAACUGCUCCCUCAGUCCCAGCCAUCUCUUCUGCACAGCCACUGGCUUCAUCAGGUAUUCCACCUCCCCCUAAAGAUGUCAUGGAGGCCCUUCAACAGAGAAUGGACAAGUACAAGUCUGCUGCUGCACAGGCCAAGAAUGCAGGGAAUGAUCGGAAAGCAAGGAUGCAUGAGCGUAUAGUCAAACAAUACCAGGAUGCCAUUCGAGCGCAUAAAGCAGGAAGGAAUGUUAAUCUUGGUGAACUCCCUGUGCCACCAGGUUUCCCACCGCUUCAGGGAGCAGAGAGUGGCGCACAGGAUCAAAGCAUUGUGGGAGUGCUGGAGAGUGCAAUGAAGCUAGCCAAUCAGGAGGUGAAUGCAGGUGAAAAUGAGGAGGAUGAGCCAGCACAACAGGCACCUGCUCAGAGACCUGCGCUGCAAGCACGGCCCAGGACACAGGCAUCGGAGGCACCACCAGCUGUCCCUGCUAGCACUGGGAACCCAGCGCAAAAACAGCUGUCAAACAAAGCUCAACAGCAGUUGGAAUUCUUACAGAACAGGAAGAAACAAUUCAUGCAGGCAGCACUCCGUACAAAACAGAAGAAUGAUAUUGAGGGAGCAAAAUUGUAUCUUCGGCAGGCAAAAGGGUUGGACCCCAUGAUCGAGGCUGCCAAGGGCGGACUGCCUGUAGAUAUUACCAAGGUGCCUGCGCCCCCAGCAAAUGAGGAGGACUUUAUGUUGGUGCAGCACCGAGGAGUGCAUGUCCCCCAAAAAACUGCAGAGCAGUAUGGUCAGCUGAUGGAAGUGUUGAAACAACAGUAUGAGACAUGUAUGCAGUACUCUAAGCAAUACACACACCUCGGAAACGUGUCGGAGACCACCAAAUUUGAGAAAAUGGCAGACGAUUGCAAAAAGAACAUUGAGAUUCUGAAGCGGGCACAUGCCCAAGGCUACCCUCUACCCAAGUUCCACCACGAGGAGAGGACCUUCCAAGUGGUAAAAAUAUUUCCCAAUCUCACAAACAGCGACAUGAUCCUUUUCAUCGUCAAAGGAAUCAACCUACCGCCUCCUUCAGGUGUUGCACCAUAUGAUCUUGAUGCCUUUGUCAAGUUUGAAUUUGCCUUCCCAAACUCGGAAGAAGCACAGAAAGACAAAACCAAUGUGAUUAAAAACACAAACUGUCCAGAAUUUAAAGAGCAGUUCAAGCUGAACAUCAACCGCGGACAUCGAGCAUUCAAACGAGUAGUACAGACCAAAGGAAUUAAAUUUGAAAUACUCCAUAAAGGGGGUCUUUUCAAGAAUGACCGAGUUGUGGGAACAGCUCAGCUUAAGCUGGAGAAACUUGAGUCACAGUGUGAGAUUCGGGAAAUCCUGGAGGUUUUGGAUGGCAGGAAGACCACAGGGGGCCGGCUAGAGGUGAUUGUAAAGAUCAGAGAGCCACUGAGCUCCCAGCAACUCGAGAAAGUGACUGAGAAGUGGCUGGUCAUUGACCCACAGAGCUUGCCAGUGAUUGCAGUUCCAAAGUCGAAGGAACGACGAGAUCCUCCACAGGUGGUGGGUGGAAGCAAAUUGGCCUUUCCCCUGCACAGUUUUAACAUAUUGAAGUUUGACAGAGAACGAAUAGAAAGGAAGAUUCACACAUAUAAACAGGAGCAUAAAGUUCCUCCAAAAGAUCUCCUAGAUCAGCACCGGGAGGUCACACAACGGAUCCAGUGGCAGAAAUCACAGCUGGAACACAGGGACCCUGGAGUUCUGAAAGAAUACGUAACACAAUUGGAGAGAUAUAUACACUACUACACAGACGCAGCUAAGCGACUAGGUACCGAAGGGAAUCGAGAUUCGGCUAAAGAAGCAUUAUACAAGAGGAAGCUGGUGGAUGACGAGCUGCAAAGAUUCAGACGAUAAAGACGGCAGUGUUUGGAUUGGUGCCACCUCCUCCCUCUCAGUCUACAGUAAACAGUUGUAGUUUCUAACUUUCACCAUGUAUAUCCAAGAAAUACUCAUACUUUUGGGGCUGGUGGAUGGGAAAGAUCAAUUAACCCAUUGGCCCCUCGGGUACCUUCUGCAACCAAUCCACUCCAACCCCUGGAGCUCCUAAGGGGGCCUCUCUACCCCUCAACCCUGGGGUACAGAGCUGGACAGUGGAAAAACCCUCAGAAGACCAACAUCCAGAUGCUACAAGAUUCCCAUGCAGGAGGCACCGGACAAUCUAUUCAGAGGCUGGAAUGUAAGAGUGAAAUCAAUGACAUAUCUCUUUUACACUUUAGAGGGCAAACGUAACCCCAGUACUCUUCACACCACCACCUCCCCACCCCCUACCCGGUGGGGAGGUGUCUAACCUCCACCCAGUUGAAUAGCGUGAAAUAAUUUCUGGUCAUGAUAUGUUUAAUGCUGAAGCAAUUAUAGUGCAAAAAAUAAUUCUCUCACUCCCUGUCCCACAGGUCUCAAUAGCCACUAGCACUGUCUCUAAUUGCCCAAUGUAGGAGAUAGAAUUGGGCAUGAUUGAAUAAUUCAAACUCCAUUUUAUUUCCUUUGAUUUUGGGAAUGUUUUUUAAAAACCAGCUCUGGGAUUCUAAUUCCUGCUAUUCCAAUUGAGGUUUUUUUCCUUAAAUAUCAAAAGGGGUGCCCUUAAAUUUGUGUCUCAGCUACCGACGUGAUUUGAAUGGUCUCUCCUGGUUGCUGUUUUAUUGGAUAUAGUUACGUAUUGGAAGGGUGCACUGGCAAUGCUGACAUGUAUGCUGGAGGAAAGUCCAACUGAUCCUGGGAUAAGUGUUGGUUGGUUGGGAGUUAGUGAUCCAUCAGAGUUGGGCCACUGAUCCGGCGAACUUGGGGGUGCCAUGCAGAGGCACUUGAUGGUACUGCAGGCACAUAUAUUAAUAAUUAAUUAAUAUUUAAAGAAAAAUGUUUGGAAGGAGAAUGGUGGCAAAGACUGCAGCUUUAAAUGAACCCGCUUCCAGAUGGGUGAAGUAGCGGUGUUGGUUACAGACAGAAAUGCCUUUGAUGUGGUAUCACUGCCCCCUCCCUUUAUGAAACAUCUCCACAUGCCACUGCAGCUCCCAGUUAUGAUUCUAAGUAAAGAGCGACAGCUUUAAUGCAAGAGCAGAAAUCUUUCAUUGUUUUCCUUGGAACUGUACCCUCAUGAAAGCGGGGGGGAGGUGGUGGGGGGUGGUGGUGUUUGGGUUUGGGUUUCAUGGGGGAGAAUGAGCCCCUCUGCCUUAACACCAGUCACACCUGUGUAAUAAUGGGAAAGGUAUAACUGUAGUUUCCGUCUGUCUUUUGCUAGUUAUUUUUAAAUUGUCACUGACCUAUCAGCAAUGGCUUGUGACAUUGUCGAGUUACAAAAGUGUUUGAUUACAUUGUAACGUAAAUUUGAUGAUCUUGACAAAUCAAAAUUUUGGGCCAAUUAAUUGUAUUAUCAAGAGAAUGGAACUGGGAGUUUAGUCAAGGCUUUGCUCUCAGCCUGGGAGGUGGUGGAUACUUUACAGUUCUGAGCCAAAGGUUAUGGAUUUCUGGAAGUGACUAAUUUAGAGGUGUAUUCUUAGACACUAAGGUUCCCAUAACACACUGCACAGUUUCAAUAUCCCAGGAAAGAGCGUUCUGAUCUUCAAUCUGCUCCAGAAUAAAGCUGUUUUGAUUUCUCAAUUUCUUCCUUCUCCUUCUAAAGCCUGGGCCCCUGGGGCAGAAUUCCAUCAGCUGCCAGCCCUCUGUCCUCAGCCAGAUAGCUAUUAUUCACAUAAGUCCAGGGCUUUAGUGAUGACAGCAUUUUUUGACUAUGGGAGGGAUUCCAGAGGAGUCUAACUCCCCACCCGAAUUUCCAAAGUGGCAGAAGGAUCGGGCUGCAGGUGGCAGGCUACAUGGAGUUGACUGUGUAUGGUCACUUCCCCAUUAUUCAGGGAGGUGUCCUUCAGCCAGUGCUGGAUACACAAAUGCCAAAUGAGAUCCACAAAGAGACAUCGGUUUCAUUGAAACUUGAAAGGAGGAGAGAGGGACAAGAACUGAGACUGACGCUCAGCCCUAACACAGUCUGAUUGUAAUCAGAUGAAAGUUUAGCUGACCUUUUGUUAUUUUCCAACUCUUCAUUUCCUUCAUGGAUGGAGAAUCCAUCUCUCAAAACAGUGAGAGCUCUGGGGAAAAAUGUGAAAUUUCAGCCACAAAUAACCAACUCCCAAUUCUAGAACCCCUUGCAAAAUGAUCACAGCUCAGUUUAUUACAAAAUAUAUUUGAGGCCUUAAACGAUAGCACAUUAAAUAGCACCAGAGUAUAUUUAUUUAAGAAGCUUUAAUUUGGCAUUGCCGUGUGUACUAACAGAGAUUGCACUGUUUCUGGUAGUGGACAGUGCCUCAGUGUAAUACAUGCGUGCGCGCACACACACACACACACACACACACUCUCUGGAGAUGGUGGCAAACUGCAUCUACAUGGUUGGGCUUCUGGUUCACUGCAGGGUUGCAGGAAGCGAUUCAUGGUGUGUUCUCUGGAAGAAUCUUGAAUGCACUACUGGAUCUGUGCCCACCUGGCCCAGAUUCAUAAAACCAUAAGAAAAUGAAGCAGCUGUAGCCUACUUCACCAUUCAACAAGAUCAUGGUGAUCUGAUUGUGGUCUUAGCAGCACUUUCUUGCCUCCUAAAGAAGAGUCGUACAGAUUUAAAACGUUAACUCUAUUCCGCACCACAGAUGCUGCCAGACCUGCUGAGUUUUUCCAGCAUUUUUUGUUCUUAUUGUAGCAUUUCCUUGCCUGUCCCCAUACAUAGCCCUUUGACUCAUUUGUCAAUCUAAAAUCUGACUCAGCCUUGAAUAUAUUCAAUUACCCAGCCUCCACUGCUCUCCGCAGAGGAGAAUUCCAAAGACUGGCAACUCUGAGAGAAGAAAUUCCUCCUCAUCUCUGUCUUAAUUGGGAGACACCUUUAAACUAUGCCUCCUAGUCCUGGAUGUCCCCACGAGAGGAAACAUCCUCUAGGCAUCUACCCUGUCAAGUCCCCUCAGAAUCUUUUAACUUUCAAUAAGAACACCUCUCAUCCUUCUAAACUCUAACGAGUAUAGGCUCAACCUUUCCUCAUAAGACAAUCCCUUCAUCCCGGGAAUCAGCAGAGUGAAUGUUCUCUGAACUGCUUCCAAUGCAAGUUCCUUAAGUAAGGAGACCAAAACUACACAGUUCAGUACACUGCGUGCAGUCUCAUAAUGUCUGCUACGGUAGUAGCAAGACUUCCCUACUUUUAUACUCUAUUCCUAUUGCCAUGAAAGGCCAGCAUUCCAUUUGCCUUCCUAAUCACAUGAUGUACCUGCAUGUUAACUCUCAUAUACAAGGGCACCCAGAUCCCACUGUACUGCAGCAUUCUGAAGUGUGUCUCUAUUUAAUAUUUGAUGGGGAAACUCUGGGUGAGGUAGAUAGAGGGAGCUUUCGGUGGCUUUGAGGGAAUCUAACAAAUCUUUUGUGCUGCGGUCCCUGGAAGGAUGUCUGUUCUGAAUGAAGAGUAAACCUUUGUAUUUUCUGGCAUCUCCAUGGCCUCUUGUUCCUCUGGUACCAAGCUCAGAUCAGUUGGUUAGAGCCAAGCAUUGCCAGCCCUCUCGUGAGGCAACAAGAGGAAUGACUCCAGCAGUCAGUACCCCCUCACCCAAAAUGAACAACAUUUGCAGAUGUAUAUUGCUGUCAAACUGAGGAAGAAAGGGGGAAAAUUUGAACACUGCACGUCUGAAAUAAAAAAAUGCUGGAUAUAGGCAAUGAGUCUGUCAGCAUGGAAUCAUGUAGCAUCGAUGGAGGCUAUCAGUCUUUGUGCCUAUGCUAGCUCUUUGAAAGAGCUAUCGAUGCUCCCUACAUCCCUGGUGUUUCCUCAAAGCCUUUGUAUUUUUCUUUUUCAACUCAAUCAAUUCCCUUUUGAAAGUUAGCAUUGAAUCUGCUUUCACCAUCCUUUCAGGCAGUGCAUUCCAGAACAUAACAGCUCCCCAAGUUCCUUUUAAAAACAAUUUUCCUUAUCUCCCCACCUCCCCCCUGCCCCUGGCUUUUUUGCCAACUGUCUUAAAUCCCUGACCUCCGAUCACACAGCCUCCUACCAGUGGAAACUGUUGUUUCUUAUUGACUGUAUCAAAACCCUUCAUGAUUUUGAACAUUGUUAUUGAAUCUUCUCUUCUUCAAUGUUUUUAGGGUGAAUAACCCUAGCCUUCCUAUAUAACAUGAAUUCUCUCAUUGCUGGUACUGUUUUAGUAAAUUUCCUCUGCAUGCUCCUCAGGGUUUUGCCAACCUUCCUAAAGUGUGGUGGUCAGAAUUGGCACAGUGCUCCAGUUGAGGUCCAUCCAGUACUUUAUAAAGCAAGAGAGAUUGAAGGUUGAUGUUUUAGCUGUAGACUCUUCACUGAGCCGGCACUGCUGAAGGGUCGGCAUCUGAGCUGUUGCCACCCCUCCCCCCCACAUUUCUCUUUUGCCAGGCAUUGGUGGACCUGUCGUUAGGGUUGCCAACUGUGAUUACAUGUAUUCCUGGGAGGUUUCAUCACAUGACUUGCUCCCACUCUCCAGCCACCAGUCAGCCAACACAUUCAUCCUUGUGACACACUGCCCUCCUGCGCCAAUUGGAAAGUUAAAAAAAGACUCAUUACCCAAUUGGAUGAUGCUUGAGUGUCAGCCAAAUGGCGUUUUUUUUCCCCCCAUUUUCAAUAUUUUUAUAUCUAGUACUGAGAAAAUUUUAAAAAUUAUUUUUAAUGUCCCAAUGAUUUUCCUCCAGGGUCUCACAGAGCAGUGUCUUAGAGAUUGAUCUUCAAUUCCUGGAGACUCCAGGCCAAUCCUGGAGGUUUGGCAGCUCUGCCUGUCACGUAUUCCCACAUUGCCUGAUUCAGUUAAGAUAGCAGCUCCCCUGUGCAGUAGGGAUCGGAGUCUGGGUACAGCAAUGAAUGUAGCAGGUCACUAAGUGCCAGAAACAUGUCGUAAGCCUAACAUUGCAGGGAGGACCUCUGAUCAGAACUUUCCACCUGAAAAUAUUGACCCAGCCCCUCCCCCAAAUACUGACCCACCUGGUGUGUGUUUACAGCAUUUUUGAGUUUUCCAAUUUUCAUAUUUUCUGCAUUUUCCUGCAGUGAUGAGCAGGAGCUGAUGUCGUUCAAUAAACCAGCAGACAUAGAGAAUGUGACAUUCCUCAUAAUGUAUUAGACUUUGAAGUGGAUCAGAGGAGGCAAGGCCUAGUCAGCAGGACUGCAGAGCCUGAUAGGAUGAAGAGACUGGUGGGGGGUUUUUUUCAUUAUUCUUUUAUGGGAUGUGGGCAUUGUUGGCGAGACCAGUAUUUGGUGCCCAUCUAUAACUGCCCUUGGACUGAGAAGCUUGCUAGGCCAUUUCAGAGGGAAGUUGAGAGUCAACCACAUUGCUGUGGAUCUGGAGUCACAUGUAGGCCAGACCAGGUAAGGCCGGCAGAUUUCCUUCCCAGAGGAAGUUAGUGAACCAGACGGGUUUUUAUGACAAUCGGUGAUAGUUGUCAUGGUUCCCAUUACUGAGCCGAGAUUUUAGAUGUCAUGCUUUUUAAUAAUUGAGUUUAAAUUCCACCAGCUGCCAUGUGGUGGGAUUUGAAUUUGUACCCAGGCCUUUAGAUCACUAGUCCAGUGACAUUAGCACUAAGCCACCAUCUCCCUCGCAGCCUGACAUGCAGGGCACAGGAUUUGCUUCAGCAGAGAGCAGCCUGGCCAGCAAGAGAAGAGUUUGAUUCAGUAGGUUUGACAUAUUUAGGGAGGAAACUUAUUUGAGGUUAAACUUUGCAUUUCCGUAGUAGGGAGAAACACUGCACUAACUGUCCACUGAGCAGGCAGUGGGAUAUUGUUUACCAGGGUCAAAGAGUAGAUGACAAUCUGAUUUCAGAGAGUGAAAGGUCCGAAUGAAACUUUUCCAACUCUAAAGGUGCAUUUGGUCAGACGAUAACAAUGCAUUACCUUAAUUUUUUUAAAUUGCAGAACUAUUAUGGAUAACCCCUCGGUGCUGAUCAUAAUUGUUCAACUGAAGGGGGAGGGUGGAGGGGAGACGGUUGGGUGUGUUUAUAGGUGACCCCCUCAGGGUGUGGCAAUUCCUCAGCUUCUUUUUGAGAGUGGCUGAGGAUGAUUCCUGAUUCCUAAUUCCCCCUCCAUCCUAACUUGAAUCACAGCGAAGUGAAACCUGCCAAUACUAGAAUGGACCAGCCAUUCAAUUGAUGCAUCCCAGCCCGGGAUCUGCUGACCCCUUCCACGCUCUCUCUCCUCCUCCUCCUCCUCCCCCCCCCCCUACCCCCAAGUACGUAUGGUGUGACUGCACCCUGACAAUACACCAGUUGGUAUUAUAAGUACUGCCCUGACCUGCUGAGUGAUGGAUGCCUCCCCCACUCCCCUCGUGGGACAAGUCUAAGGUAUUGCUAAAGAAUUUGUGUUGUGUGAAGAGAAGCUGCCUUCCCAUUUCCUGAUUUAGAUGUCCAACAAUGGGCACUGCCAACACUGCUCUUGAAUCCGUCGGGAAGCAUGGGGUGACUUUCCUCAUCUGCUUUCCCUUUCAGGUGUAAUUUGAAAUCAAUAGCACUCUCUUGGCUAACCUGCCACCUUCAAUAGUUACUGUGGCUGGGAGGCCAGUGAGCGCAGCCUGCACAGAGAAAACACAUGCAGCUAAGCAAGGGCCAAAGAUUUGUCCAUGAGCUUUAAUUGUUUGAGACCUGUUGAGAAAAGAGCAGAACUUUAAGUAAAAUUCUCCCUGGCUCUCCAUCCCUAUCCUUGUUUAUAGAAGAGCUCAUACUAACUCUGAAAUGGAGACCAUCCUAAGCACUAUAACUUGGGAAUGGGGUCACUAUUACAGUCUUGUACAGCAGUGUACCAGGACCAAUCCUGCGGGCCGAAUAUACUAAGGUGAGGUUACUGUGUUGGGGUGUGCUUCAAGUGGACUUAUCCUGCGUUUUGCACAGAUUGCUGUACAAUACCUGUUAUUUCCAACUCCCACUGUGACUUUGGUGAUGGGCUGGGGAGGGACUAAGGAUGUUUAGAAUUCUGUGAAGUGCCUGCUAACUUUGUACUGAAUGUCUUAUAGAUUGGAAUAUAAUGUAUAAAAUGGAGAUGAUAUUGAUUGCUAUUCAUUCAUAAUAAAGGGAUACAAGUAGAA
Carcharodon carcharias (great white shark) is the source of this 10501-nucleotide messenger RNA. RefSeq names its product coiled-coil and C2 domain containing 1A (gene cc2d1a). The record is from RefSeq and is a predicted model, not a curated record. Gene Ontology annotation, biological process: regulation of transcription by RNA polymerase II. Gene Ontology annotation, molecular function: RNA polymerase II cis-regulatory region sequence-specific DNA binding; DNA-binding transcription repressor activity, RNA polymerase II-specific. NCBI's taxonomy places the organism in Eukaryota, Metazoa, Chordata, Chondrichthyes, Lamniformes, Lamnidae. The coding region runs from base 315 to 3323 and encodes 1002 amino acids. The transcript has 29 exons. Gene Ontology annotation, cellular component: nucleus.